Messenger RNA from Meriones unguiculatus (Mongolian gerbil), 948 nucleotides. RefSeq names its product olfactory receptor 10A4. Gene Ontology annotation, cellular component: membrane. Gene Ontology annotation, molecular function: olfactory receptor activity; G protein-coupled receptor activity. Gene Ontology annotation, biological process: G protein-coupled receptor signaling pathway. NCBI's taxonomy places the organism in Eukaryota, Metazoa, Chordata, Mammalia, Rodentia, Muridae. The transcript has a single exon. The coding region runs from base 1 to 948 and encodes 315 amino acids. The record is from RefSeq and is a predicted model, not a curated record.
AUGACCUGGGGAAACUGGACAAUUGUCAGGGAAUUUGUUCUUUUGAGCUUCUCAAGCUUGUCCUAUGAGUUACAGGCUCUACUAUUUCUCCUGUUUUUGAUCAUUUACCUAGUCACCCUUAUGGGCAAUGUCCUCAUCAUCCUGGUCACCACAGCUGACUCUGCCCUGCAAAGUCCCAUGUACUUCUUCCUCAGAAACUUAUCUUUCCUGGAAAUAGGCUUCAACUUGGUCAUUGUGCCCAAGAUGCUGGGUACUUUGAUACUCCAAGACAAAACCAUCUCCUUCCUUGGCUGUGCCACUCAGAUGUAUUUCUUCUUCUUCUUUGGGGCUGCUGAAUGCUGUCUCCUGGCCACAAUGGCAUAUGACCGCUAUGUGGCAAUCUGUGAUCCCUUGCGCUACCCAAUAAUUAUGAGCCGCAGGUCCUGUGCCCAGCUGGCAGCUGCCUCUUGGUUCUCAGGGUUCCCAGUGGCCACUGUGCAAACCACAUGGAUUUUCAGUUUCCCUUUUUGUGGCCCCAACAUGGUGAACCACUUCUUCUGUGAUAGCCCCCCUGUCAUAGCCCUGGUCUGUGCUGAUACCUCACUGUUUGAACUGGAGGCUCUGACAGCCACUGUCCUAUUCAUCCUCUUUCCUUUCUUGUUGAUCCUGGGUUCCUAUGUCCGCAUCCUCUCCACCAUCUUCAGGAUGCCUUCAGCUGAGGGAAAACGUAAAGCCUUCUCGACUUGCUCCUCCCAUCUCCUGGUGGUCUCCCUCUUCUAUAGCACUGCCAUCCUCACAUACUUCCGGCCUCGCUCAAACACCUCCCCGGAGAACAAGAAGAUGUUGUCACUCUCCUACACAGUUGUCACUCCCAUGCUGAACCCCAUCAUCUACAGCUUAAGAAACAAUGAGGUGAAGACUGCAUUGAGGCGGAUUGUUCGCAGAACUCUGGGCCCCCAGAAACUAUGA